UUACUUCACGUAUUGGACCAUCUGGCAACUCUUAGGCACACACGUGCAACACCAGAGGAAUUUAGUUUCAGUUUUUAUUGUUAUUUUCUUAGUGAUUUAAUAAUUAUUAGAACUAAAUACAAUGACGAAUAUUUCGAAAACGGAACCCCAGGGAGGGGGAAAGCAUCAGUUGCACAACGUUCGCUUCUACACGAUAAAACCGCGUGGCAUUGUUAGUUUGGCCUACAGUAAAGUGAGCAAGUGCCUCGCUUUGAGUCGCGAAACCCCAAUACUAGAGAUGUGGAACUUGGAGCACACACCCUAUUUGGACCGCGUUAUCCACCUGUCACCCGAUUCUCCUGUGGAAUCCUUGGCUUGGGCUGGAAGUCGUCUGUUUUCAGUGGAUCUUACGGGCAAACUUAUUGAGUGGGAUUUGGCAAACUUAAAGCCACGCUAUGAGCACUCGCCCACUGGUAAUGCCCUCUGGAGUCUCGAUGUAAACCCCGCGGAAACGGAAAUCGCCGUGGGUUCCGAGGAGGGUCACAUCAACAUUCUAAGCAUCGAGAACGACGAAAUCACCUACAAAUCUCUUUUCAACAAACAGAAGGGCCGUGUUCUCUGCAUUAAGUUUGACAAAUCGGGAACAAAAUUAGUGACGGGCACAGAAGGAUGUGUUCGCAUUUGGAAUGUCCUUAAGGGAACAACUCUCCACACCAUGACUCUUUCCGCAAAGGAUGUGAUUGUUUGGUCCCUGCAGUUUCUAUCGGAUAAUACCAUUAUUGCUGGCGAUUCAGCUGGAUUUAUAACCGUUUGGAAUGCAGAGAAUGCCACGCAGAUCGAUAGCACACGAGUUCUGGAUAAAAACGUGUUUGCUUUGGCUGUCAACGAAAAGGAGGAUCGAUUGAUUUGCAGUGGAAUGGAGCCACCACUUAUCCGCAUUUUCAGCAAGACCCAGAUCAAGCGAGAGGAAUCCACCAGUGAAAGAUGGAUCAAGUUUCUGCAGCGCGAUGCCCACAAGUACUAUGUGAAAUCCCUGUUGGUUAUAGAUGAUCAUACUAUUUCUGGAGGAUUGGAUGGCAUACUGACCAUUACAUCUAGCGUGAGGACGCAUGCAAAUUUUUCGCAGCACGCUCCUUUCCUCAAAGGAUCCGUAGCUUCAUUAGCCACCAGUAAAAAGCUCUUGCUGCUACGUUAUCCCAACAGUCUACACCUGUGGCGCUUGGGUUCUGCUGUUCCACGUGAAGAGGAGAAGAGUAAACUCUGGGCACAGCCACUUGGGCACUCGGAGGAACUACUUUUAGAGCAACCUCCCCAGAAACUGCUUCAACUUAAUGUCAAAGAGCUAAACUUCAUUCAGGCUGCUGCCAUUUCACCAGAUGCAAACUGGAUUUGCUACUCCACAUUGAAGGAACUUCGUUUAAAUGUUUUGAGGAGUGAUCCCCUGAAGGUGGAACGUCUGGAGGAGGACCUGCCCGAGGAACUCAGACCAGCCAGCCACAUCAUCUUCACUGAACAAGGAAACCUGGUGCUUCUCGAUCCCCAAAACAAUCAUCUUAAUUGGUUUAACUUAAAGGAUGAUCAAGUUAUUUUCCAAAAAAGCAUCGAUUUGAGUGACCAUUGCAAGGGUGUCAUUAGCCAUUUAGUGGUUUCCUCAUGUGGCGGCUACAUUGUGGCGGCAACCUCUGAGAGAACUAUAUCGGUCUGGAGGCUUCAUGGCAAACAGUACAAGCACCUGCUUAAUUUACCAAGACAUCGAGCGGGAACGACCGCUUUAUCCAUGCACGAGGAUUUUCCGCGGGUGGUGGUGGCCUACGCCAAUGGUCAGCUGGUGGAAUACGAUCUGAUCGAUCGCAAAUUUACCUGUGAAACUGAUGAGUACCUGAUCCCGGACACCAAACUCCACUGCAUCAGUGGUAUUAGCUUGGAUCCAAGCAAUCCUGAUAUAUUUAUGGCUCACACCGAAAACAAUUUAUAUGUGUUGGAGAGGAAUCAGCAUCUGGAGUCAAAGGAACCUGUGAUUACUAGCAAGUCGAAGAAGUUAUCAAACGGAAAGCGAUCCUCACUUGCUCGUAACUCACAGGGUUUGAGUCUUAAGUCGCAGCUGCCGCGACAGCACCUGGUGCACGUGUCUCGGCUGAGCCCUAACGAACUUGUCAACGUCAGCAUUUCGACAAACAAUCUGUUGGCUCCGCUGCCGAAACCCUUCCAGCGGAAGAAGUUUGGUUGCGCGUAAACGGAGCGCCGGAGGAUGGCGAGUGGCGUGGAGGGUCUCCACUUAGGUUUACCCAGUAGUUUCCGCUUAGUUACCAAAUAAAAUCAAAAGUAGAAAACAA
Drosophila elegans is the source of this 2312-nucleotide messenger RNA. RefSeq names its product U3 small nucleolar RNA-associated protein 4 homolog (gene l(3)72Dn). The coding region runs from base 122 to 2212 and encodes 696 amino acids. The transcript is spliced from 3 exons. NCBI's taxonomy places the organism in Eukaryota, Metazoa, Arthropoda, Insecta, Diptera, Drosophilidae. Gene Ontology annotation, molecular function: RNA binding; protein binding. Gene Ontology annotation, cellular component: 90S preribosome; t-UTP complex; small-subunit processome. The record is from RefSeq and is a predicted model, not a curated record. Gene Ontology annotation, biological process: maturation of SSU-rRNA from tricistronic rRNA transcript (SSU-rRNA, 5.8S rRNA, LSU-rRNA).